AUAUAUAUAUCUGAAACAUCUCACUCGAAGAUCCGAGGAGUCCUGGGCUCAUGCGUUCAACUGAUGGUCGUGACUGGCAUCCUGGGAGCUUAUCUAGCAGGGAUGGCUCUGGAAUGGCGCUGGCUGGCAGUGCUGUGCUCCGUCCCUCCCUGUUUCCUGCUGGGGCUCAUGGCUUUCAUGCCCGAGACCCCUCGCUUCCUGCUACGCCAGAACCAGCAGUCGGAAGCCAUCGCGGCCUUGCAAUUCCUGCGGGGCCCACUGGUGGAUCACGAGUGGGAAUGCCGAGAGAUUGAAGCCAACGUCAACGAACAGCAAGAAAUGAGCCUUGCCGAGUUCAAGAACCCCUCCAUCUACAAGCCGUUCCUGAUUGGAGUAGCCAUGAUGUUCUUCCAGCAAGCAUCCGGGAUCAAUGCCUUGAUGUUUUACGCGGAAACGAUCUUCGAAGAGGCCAACUUUAAGGUGAGGGAAUUAACUCUGGAUUUGUCCUGACUUU
Thamnophis sirtalis is the source of this 493-nucleotide messenger RNA. The record is from RefSeq and is a predicted model, not a curated record. Lineage: Eukaryota; Metazoa; Chordata; Lepidosauria; Squamata; Natricidae.